Messenger RNA from Lates calcarifer (barramundi perch), 3320 nucleotides. RefSeq names its product MPL proto-oncogene, thrombopoietin receptor (gene mpl). The record is from RefSeq and is a predicted model, not a curated record. Gene Ontology annotation, biological process: cytokine-mediated signaling pathway; positive regulation of cell population proliferation; hemopoiesis. The transcript has 12 exons. Lineage: Eukaryota; Metazoa; Chordata; Actinopteri; Centropomidae. The coding region runs from base 528 to 2270 and encodes 580 amino acids. Gene Ontology annotation, cellular component: external side of plasma membrane. Gene Ontology annotation, molecular function: protein binding; cytokine receptor activity.
ACUUGUCACAUUAGACCAACCCUUUCAGCACUGUGUAACUGCCAACUUAAAACCAUGCACAACAGACAACACACAAACCUCAUACACUGGCAUGUGCUGUGUUUAAGUGUCAUAGUGGUUUAGGAUUCAUAAUACCUCAUGAUAUCUCCUUCUACCAUGAAUUGGCCCUGGAGAUGGGAGAUGCUUCUUAUUAGUGUGUUGAUUCAAGGGGGUUUUGUGCCUGGGAUAUAUUGCAAGAAUGGAACUGUCAGUCAUCUGUCAAGGGAAGAGGUUUUACUCUUGAAGGAUGAGGAGGAUCCAAAAUGUUUCACCCGGACAGGAGAGGAUUUCACCUGUUUCUUUGAGGCUGCAGACAGCAGGACGUAUGAUUGGAAGGUUAACAUGGAAGGACCAUACACCAAGCUCCAAUCAUUUUAUUAUACGACUGACAUUCUGACCACACCUGGUCUUUCGCAAAGCUGAGUUGUACUCUUAUUAGUCACCUAUAAAACACUUAAAACUGCAUUAACCUGUAUAAGAGAUAAUUUAUGUUUUAUUGUUUGAUUCAUGCAUAUUACACUAUCUGUUGUGUUUGUCACUUUAGACAUCCAAGCCCGCCAAUUAGGUGUGAUAUCUCUGUCCAGAGUCCAGAAGAAGGAACUUUCCUCCACAUCUGCUCAUUUCCUGACACAGAUGUUCAGUUGUUUAUGGACAUACAUGUUGAAGUUGUGGAGCAUAAUACCAACACCACCCUCUACAACCGGAUUGUCAAUGUGGAGGAUCAAUUUCUUGUGGCUCCCCCUUUCAAUGUGUCUUUACACCAAAAUGGCAAAAUAGGCCAGCUGCUGGUUUUAUGGCACACAGAGGUACCAACAUACUGUGCAGAGAUGUAUAAGAUUCGAUACUCCUCCAAGGGGCUUGGAGAGAAGACUAAAGAGGUAGGGAACAUACAUGGAGAUGUACUAGAUUCUCUGGUACCAGGGGAGGAGACUGAGGUCCAGGUCACUGUCAAAUGUGCCUUUGAAACAACUGCAGGACACUGGAGCAGCUGGUCACACCCUGUGCGAGCCAUGGUUCCCCAAAGUGCAGAUGAUGUUUCAAUAAUGUGCUACACCUCUAACCUGCAAAACAUCACCUGUCAGUGGAAUGGGAGCAGAUAUGGUGUGGAAAAAGAGUGCAAACCCUUCUACAAGAUAGGUCUCAGUGAAGAAUGGACCGAAUGCCUGGUUCAUGAGAAUUUUACUGACCUGUUUCACUUCAAUGGAGAUGAGUCCGGAAAAUUCAGGGUCAAGCUCAACUGCACUGGAACUCCACUCAGCAGAACCUUCUAUACUCAAGAUUUCACUUCUAUCACGAUCAUCAAGACAUCCCCACCAUGUCAUCUGAGAAGAGCACCGAACACAGACAAGUUGUGCUUGGAAUGGGAAGCUCCUCUUCCAUCUCUGGGGGCUCACCUGCAGUAUGAAGUUGGCUACCGGACCAGCGAGGAUGAAGCGUGGAUGACAGCAUUCUCAGAGGGACCAAAGACUGCCACUUGUCUAGAGGCUUCAAUGGGGAGGAAGUACAACGUUAAGGUCCGAACAAAACCUGAUGGGUCCAUUUACUCAGGCCACUGGAGUGCCUGGUCAGAUGUGCUCACUUGUCAAACCACCACUGACAUAGGUGGCUUGCUCCUCGUGUGUAUUCCUGUCCUGAUGUCAGUAACUGCUGUCAUCCUCCUUUCCAUGUACCACAAUAAACUCAAGCAGUAUUUUUGGCCACCGGUGCCCAACCCUGACAAAGUCCUGCAAAGCUUUCUGACUGAGAUCAGCAGACAGAAAUGGGAUCCUCCUCUGAGAUCAAAGCUGUAUUCCGAGGAAACCACUACAUCUGUCGUGGAGAUAAUGUCUGAAGACGAUGUUUCUGAACUGGGGAAGCCAUUGGAGGAAUUUACCCAGCUGCUGUCACCAGGGGAAACCAUCUCCAGUGGAGAACAGGUAGAUGGGAGCCCUGGGACUACAGUAUUUCCAGACUAUGUAACUCUGAACAAAGACAGUGUUAUUCUUUGCCCAAAAGGAAACAAUUAUAUGAAUGAGAAGGCUGUAGAGAAAGGAGUCCCUGGGGUGGAUGAUGAGCUACUCCAAGCAUAUCAGUGUUCCUGCACCGAUGGUUCAGUCUGUGUCCCACCUUGCUUAGGAAGUGACUUUCUUAACCUUUCCUACAUGCAUCUGGCUGAGGCUGCAGACAGAUUUGACUGCAAGGUCACUCCUGCAAGGGGACCAGGCAACCUCUAUACUAAUUUACCCUGCUAGCAAAAUGUACAGUAAAACAAGUUCACCUUGUUUUCACUGGUGCAGAUUUAAAGGAUAAGUCUGAUAGGGAUCUUAGGGAGAAAUCUGACAACAGUGCUGUAUUGAGCAAGAACUGUGACGCAGCAGCUGUUUGCGGUUGCUUGGUGUACUGUUCUUGCUUACUACUGUGCCAAUUCCAAAGAUUACCUAUCAAUAAUUUACAUCCAAAAACAUGGGAAAAUAGUUAUCAGGCUCAAAAAUACCAGGGUUACUGUACAUUAUGCACUUUCACACUGACCUAAGAACACACUGUAAAUUUAUACAGAUCUACACAUCCAAGUUUACUGCAUCAGUAGCUCCAGCUGUGGAAAAGGCUUCCGUAGAAAUAAAAUUGCACAAAGAUGUAAUAGUUAACCCACCCUAUGCCUUAAGCAAAGGUGUGUUACCAUGUACUUGCAGUAUAAUGGAGGUUAGUUUCAAUCAUGGCAUCCUCUCUCUCCACCGUCUUUUAGAGCUGAAAUGCCACAAAGGCAGCACAGGUGAAGUACUUGGGUGGACAAAUCAACAUUUGAAAACUUGUAAAAAUUUUGUUACAGGUUAAGCUUUAGAUUAAAAUGCUGUUUAAGACAUUAUAUAUUACUUUUACGUUUGUGAUUGUAUACAGGAUUUCCUCCACAUUAGGGCUGGAAAUCUCCACUGCUUUGUCUUUAUGACCACUAGAGGAAACCGUAGCUCACAAGAUACUUUGUUAUAGUACAUGUAAAUACUUUUCUCUGUGGCUUUGGUUAUCAAGAGGACUGUACUGUACAGUGUUACCUACUAAUAAUUUCUGCAUUUCUGAUGAGUGUUAAAUGCUUAGAUUAAUCUGAAAAAAAAAAAAAGGAAUUAAGUUUUUAAAAUCUUUUCCAUUGUUUUGGCAGCUAUUGUUUCUUGUUUUAUACUUUAACUCACUAUAACUAAUUUAACUCACUAUUAUCUCCUUCCAAAUAACAGCUUAAACAAGUGUUUUAUCCAUUUUUUACAUUAAAACCUGAGGCUUUGUAUUUUUUACAAUAAAUAUGAAAAAACUUA